Molecule: messenger RNA, 5735 nt
Organism: Petromyzon marinus (sea lamprey)
Lineage: Eukaryota; Metazoa; Chordata; Hyperoartia; Petromyzontiformes; Petromyzontidae
Gene: SLC30A7
Product: solute carrier family 30 member 7
Biological process (GO): intracellular zinc ion homeostasis; zinc ion import into Golgi lumen
Cellular component (GO): Golgi apparatus; cytoplasmic vesicle; membrane
Molecular function (GO): zinc ion transmembrane transporter activity
Source: RefSeq, a predicted model, not a curated record
CUUCGUAGGCGGAAGUGGCUGCGGCAUCCCGGAAGUGUCGCGCCGCACGUGUCGUCGAUCUGCCCCCCCCCCACGGCGGCGGCAGGCGACAGGCGGCAGGCGACAUGCUGCUGCUGCCCGUGUCGGUGCGGGACGGAGACGCGAAGCCUCGGCGGGCCCGGCUCGCUCACCGCCUCGCCGGCUGGUUCCGGUCCAUUCUCGCGGACCAAAUCUCCCGCAACCUGUUCUUCUUUCUCCUGCUCAAUCUCUCAUUCGCGUUCGUUGAGCUCCUCUACGGGAUAUGGAGCAACAGCCUGGGGCUCAUCUCGGACUCGUUCCACAUGUUCUUCGACUGCACGGCCCUGCUGGCGGGGCUGGCGGCGUCCGUCAUCUCGCGGUGGCACUCCAACGACGCCUUCUCCUAUGGGUAUGUCAGGGCAGAAGUGAUGGCUGGCUUUGUCAACGGCCUCUUUCUGAUCUUCACAGCUUUCUUCAUAUUCUCCGAGGGCAUUGAGCGAGCCGUAGAACCGCCGGAGGUUCACCACGACCGCCUCCUCACCGUCUCCGUGCUGGGUUUCUUCGUCAACCUCGUCGGAAUCUUCGCGUUCCAGCACGGCGGGCACGGCCACUCCCACGGAGGACACGGGCACAGCCACGCGCAGCACAACGGCGACAAGCAUUCGCACGGCCACUCGCACGGCCAAGGCUCGUGCCACGGCCACCACGGUCAUGAAGAGGAGGAGCCGUCCAUCUCCACUGGCUCCAAUAAGCAGAUCCUGCAGGGUGUGUUCCUGCAUAUUGUGGCGGACACUGUGGGCAGCAUCGGGGUGAUCAUCUCCACGCUGCUGAUGCAGAACUACGGCCUCAUGAUCGCCGACCCCAUCUGCUCCAUGAUCAUCGCCGCACUCAUCUGCGUCAGUGUCAUUCCUCUCCUGCGAGAUUCAAUCGGCAUCUUGAUGCAAAGAACGCCGCCCAGCCUGGAGCCUGUGCUGCCUCAGUGCUACCAGAGGGUGCAGCAGCUGCAAGGCGUGUACAGCAUCACCGAGCCUCACUUCUGGACGCUGUGCAGCGACGUGUUCGUUGGCACCGUCAAGCUCCACGUGGCGCCGGACGCCAACGCCAGGUGGCUGCUGAGCCAGACUCACAGCAUCUUCACGCAGGCUGGAGUGAGGCAGCUCUACGUACAAAUCGACUUUGCUGCCAUCUAGGCCUUAAUUCUCAUCCGCAAAGCAGCGGCUGCCCCCUUUUUAAAUACCAAGGGACCAGAAUUCAUUUCUUUUAAAUAAUUUUUGUUGCGUCUUAUUGAUUGAACAUGUUUAACCCUGUGCCAUGAAUCUUAAAAUAUAUAAAUAUAUUUAAAGACCAUAAAUGCAUGGUGUUAUUUAUACACCAGUUGUACAUUGUCUUUUUAUGUGGGGCGCAGGGAAUUACUUGGGACCUUAUUUGCAUUAAUUUAUAUUGCUCCUAAUGACUGUGGGGUGAUAACGGUGGGACAGCGGUUAGCACAAUGACCUAUGAACCCAGCAACACGAGUUAAAGUCCGUGCUAUGCUGUGUGUCCUAGAAACGUGCUGCCGAGCGUCGAUUUUGUUGGCGUAGUCAAAGUGCCGAUUUAGUUGAGACCGUCUUGCUUUCAUGACCGAUGCUGUGGCCUGUCUUUGCAUCCCACGCAGGGCAUGGCAAGGUGACGAUGCCGGCCGGUCAUCUCAUUCAGCCAGACGCAUAAUUACCUUCUGAAUGUGUUUAUUUAACAACCUGUGUUUUAAAUCGGUCAUGAAUUUACAGCAAGGAAAGCGGACUCUUGAUUGUUUAUAGUUUCGUGUUCAGAUUAAUGAUUUUUAUGUUAUUUACAAAAGCAGUAAAGAGAAACUAGUUUUAAGAGUCCUGCGACCUGUCAUAUCUGCAUCUCGCUGCGUUUGUGUCUGUGCUGCGUACCCGGGAAUCACGUUUCUGCCUGCAAAUGCAGCCAGUUGUUGUCCUGGUCUUCCGAUGACGGUGUCCCUUCUCUCAAGGCCUGUGGGGGGUGCACACACGUGGCGGUUUUGCCAAACACACCUUGGCUUGGCGACAUUGCCAAGGCUUUCAACAAGAACAUUCUUGUUCUUUUGCCGAGUUGCGACCGAGCCAUCUAGGGCCUUGAGAAGGCAUUGACUGGAGCAGUGCUGAACUUUUACACCAAUUUUUUUAAGCAAUAAAAAACGAAACCACCCCCAUCAUUGCAGUGAAGAUCUGGCUCGGGGAAACUUCCAAAUGUUCCCACUCCACUUGCAACUGCUAGGGACCUGACUCGUGACAAACUCAUGUUGACGAGUUGUCUUAAUAGAAACACCGGCGUGGAUUUUGAUUGGCUCUGUCUUGCGUUAUUGUCUGUGCCAGAUACAUGGUGCACGUUAAACUGACCCACGUGUGUGUUCGCGCUAGGGCUGAGAGAAGGAAGCGGUGUCUCUUGAAGCUAGGAUACACAGGACGUAAGGGCCCUGAAUGGAUGAGCCCUCAAUGUGAACAGGGAGGCUGGAAUAUCCGAGUUGCACCCUAAGGCGUUGUGAAACGUGUUUUCUGGAUCCUUGUGGCGUCGCGAUGUUCGGGCGUGCUCGCAACGCGCUGCAGCGUUUCUCUCGCAGCCUUGAUGUCGCCACAGAGCUUGCGUGCAGCCUACAGCGGGGGCCAUCCGCACGCCAAUUAAAGUGUCCGGUGCUGCACGCAGACCAAGAAGAGGAUUUAAUGCGACCGCCUGACCAAUAAAGACUGGCGCAGCAGUCGCGUGAUCGCGUUAAAGAAAAUCUAAAAUCAAAAUAAAGUUGCGUAGGGAAAGGGGGAGGAAAAUGGUGUUACGCACUUUUGAAUAUGGUGCCGAUGUCAUUUUCAAACGCUUAGAAUGCACCGAAACUUUGGACUUCAAAAGCUUAGCAGAAUUGAGCCUUGAUAGUGUUUUGAUCUCUGACCACCAUACUCAAUAGCAGGUGUUGUUGGCUACAUUGUUGAAAAAGGCAGUUUAGAACCAAAUCCAUUGUUUACAGUACUGUGCUCCCAACAGCUAUGGCUCCCUGCCUUCAACCUUCAGUGACCGGCAAGGUGAAGUAUGGUCACAUAACUCUCGCUACCCACAUGGAGUGUGUAGGCCCUCGUCCCGCAGUGAAGUUAACAAAAGGGCUGUACUUGUAGAGUGCAAGUAAUCCUAAGAGUGCUUUGUACAGAAAGCAAUACUUGAUCGUUUGUCUUCGCUUUUCGGACAUGAGCACCGUGCCAGUCACGUGGGCUUGAUCCGAGGCCAGUCCUCGAUGGGAAGGUCGUGCUGAUUGUACUACGUUGAACUUCUUUCACAUCGUACGUAGCCAAUCGUGCUGAUCGGAGGAAUGCGUUUUCUCGCUUGAUGUGUUUGCGGUAACAGCGUGGCUACAAAACGCUGCUCUUUAGCCACUUGUAAGGAGGGGAGUUGGGGCGGGGGGGGGGGCUUGAUAAACCCAUUCGACCUCGUCCACCGGAACCCUGUUCCAGUCUAAAAGUGUUUACCGAACGGGCCUUAACCGCACAGCGAGCUGCCCGCGUGGCUGCUGCCUGAGCUGCAGCGGAAUCUGCCGUGAGACACCGGGAUGGAGAAGACGUUUUCGACACGUGGUGGUCUCGAGGAUAAAUGUUGGUUACUUUAUUGAAUGCGUUCUCUGUUGCUGGACCGCUGUGAGAUCCGCGUACUGUGCCCUGCAAAGAUUCUCGAGAGGAGCGUGGCGUUACUCUUGGCAUUUGUUUGUUUGCAGCCCGGUGUAACAUAGGGGAAGGACUUUAAAUUCCAAUGCCAUCGCUCGUACAAUCCAUAUCUGGUUUUGAAACGUAAAACAUUCAAUCUCAACUCAUUCAUUUGUUAGGGUUUUUAUUCGUGGCCCAGGGAAGUGGAAUUGGAGAUGGUGUGGGACCACGCUGCGACUGGCAGUGGUGUGGAGUGUUUGUGUGUAAAACCAUGACCCUUGAUCUCGGCCUUCCACAGAGACACGAUGGACUUGUCGUUUUAACAGAGUUCUCGGUGGAACGAUCAUUUUUGUUGUUUGAGCGCGUCUCGGUGCACACUUGCAAACCUACACCAUUCUUGGUGUAUUUUACUGUUCUUGUUUACAAAAUAUUGUAUUUUAUUGGGCACAAGUACACAUUUACAUAAACUAACGCGAGAGGGAGAUCUGCGUGUAAACCAUCAAAAAAAAUUAAAUGUGAAGAUUUUGUCAUUUUAAACCUUUUUUUUCUUUAAAAAAAAUCAAGAUGUCAGCACUUUGCGUCCUUAUUAAACAUGUUGGAACGUUUUCAACUGUCCGAUUGCUGUGCGUUCUUAAGCCGCCGGUACAUCCUGAACGUUGCUCAUUUUAUAAGUUCGUAUGUGGCACGCAAAGUGUCGUUGAAGUGACGAUCUGUGGAGUGACGCGUGAAUUGCGGUGUCGUCAUUGCUGCAGUGGGAACGAGAGAGGACGCGGCACAGCCAAUCCACUGCAGGUAUUUGAGAUGCCACGUGGUGAUGCUGGACGGAAUACGCCGCCGCAAAGAUUUGAGUGCAGUGCGCGUCUCGUCAGCUGUCUCUCUCGCGAAGUGUUUUCGUCUCAAGCGAUGUAAACCUUUCUCGAGCCGAUUGGCUGUGUUGCUUGCAGACCAACGGUGCUGGCUGCCUGUAGCGAAAUGAGGCCUUCGUGACCACUCGAUUCACGUUAUCGCGAAAUGUUAUCUCUACAUUCCAUUGUUGCAUCUGCUUAUUGUAGGUAAACUGAAAGUGAAGUCGUUAGAAAUCGGGGAAAGAACUUCCUGUUUACGUGACAAACAUUACUAAUUGGCUGUGUCGGGUGGUGGCGGGUUUAACGACACCACAUUUAUAUUAACGCGAUCUCACCCAAACAAACCUCUUAUGAACCUCCUCUUGUUAGUUUGGCAGACCCUCGCCCCGGAACGAUACGCCACUGAGUUGCUGCUGCUGCUGCUGUGACUUGAAUCGGUGUCUCUCUUCAAGACGAACACAUUUCUUGCGGGGCUCCUCGGCGCAGUUUGUUCACUGUCUCCGUGUAUUUCUUGAGAUCUGAAAGAAAAAAAAUCCUUCACUUUUAAAAAGGGACAAAUUAAGUACGUGGGCCACAUUUAGCUCGCUACGAUGUCCAUGCAGUCAUUGGUGAGAGAGCAUCGCUCGAGAACCUGGCUUCUUCACCUGAAGAUUGUGACCCAGAGGCUGAACCCAUGCGCGUUCCCUGGUGCUGAAUUUGCUCAAUUUCCAAAUAGUUUUGUAAGGUAGCCAGCCAUUCGUGAACGUGCCUUCUUACCAGAUUACUUUUGUGCCCCUGGCUACCGUGCGGCCGGCAACAAACUUGUGACAAUCUAGUUGAGCGACUGCACCUUGUGUCGGUGGCGGACCAAAUCCGACAUUGCGACGUCGCACACGGUGGACUUUAUGGAAAAAUCGUGACCCCCCCCCGCCUCCUUCAGUGGUGGAUCCAAAGGGGUGGGAGGGGUGUAAUGGGGGCGAUCUUUAAGCCCCUCGAGACCCUGACGUUUUAUUUUAUUGAGAAUUAUCGAAGAAAAUGUUGAAUCUUUAUUUUUCAUGAAUGUCGAGCCCUAUUUAAAGGGCUUAAUUUUGGGACCGCUCUCUCUGUGGAAGUUUCUCAAUCCAACCUCUGAUUUUUAUGUAAAUACCGUUUGCCAAAUCUCUUUUUUUUUCUUUUAAAGAGUGUGUAACUCGUCGGUCCUUAGGCUAACAGUGAGUGUGUAAAACAAUAUAAUAAACCCACGUGAAGCCAC